CAUGGUUGCAUCUCAGCUGUUUAUUUUUCGGUAUUUUUGUCCAAAUAAAUAAAUAAAUAAAUAGGUCCAUGAGUUAUUGUUAUCUGUGUAAUUCUUGUCUGCAUAUGAUAAGAGAGUUAUAGAAUUCGAAUGCACAAUAACAAAGCAAAAUUUAAUCUGUGGAAAAAAUUGUAAUCAAAAUUGCUAACUAAUAUCAGUAAAUUGCUUUAGAAAGUAAUUGUUAUGUUGUGUGUUUACUAGACCGUCGUAAAUUAAAUUCCGCUGUGUAAUUGUAACAUAUCAUUCAAUUUUUAAGAAAGUAUUCAAUUUAAACCGAAACAAAAAAAUGUCAUUUUUACGGGGUUCGACAAACUAUGUGUGGUGUACAACAUCAGUUUUGGGAAAAGGUGCAACAGGAGCGGUUUUUCAGGGAGUUAACAAACACAAUGGCGAACCCGUAGCGGUCAAAACCUUCAAUCAAAUGUCUCAUAUGCGGCCGGUUGAUGUGCAAAUGCGUGAGUUUGAGGUGUUGCAAAAAGUAAAUCAUGAAAAUAUUGUGAAAUUGCUGGCAAUCGAAGAUGAUCAAGAAGGUCGUGGCAAGGUUAUCGUCAUGGAACUGUGCACUGGCGGUAGUUUGUUUAACAUACUUGACGAUCCAGAAAAUACGUAUGGUUUGCCAGCGCAUGAGUUUCGUCUUGUUUUGGAACAUUUGUCCGCCGGAAUGAAACAUUUGCGAGACAAUAGUCUCGUUCACCGAGAUUUAAAGCCCGGAAAUAUUAUGAAAUUUAUAUCAGAAGAUGGUAAAACGAUUUAUAAACUGACUGAUUUCGGUGCGGCUCGUGAGCUGGAAGACAAUCAACCCUUUGUUAGUCUUUAUGGCACCGAAGAAUAUUUACAUCCAGAUUUGUAUGAAAGAGCUGUGCUACGCAAAAGUAUUUCCAAAACAUUCACGGCAAACAUUGACUUGUGGUCGAUUGGAGUGACAUUGUAUCAUGUGGCGACUGGAAAUUUGCCUUUUCGACCGUUUGGUGGGCGUAAAAAUAAAGAGACCAUGCAUUUGAUUACAACAAAGAAAGCAAGCGGCGUUAUUUCAGGCACUCAAACAACGGAGAAUGGACAAAUUGAAUGGUCACGCCAGUUACCAGCACAUUGUCAACUCUCUAUUGGAUUAAAAAAUUUAGUUACUCCACUUUUGGCUGGCUUGUUGGAGGAAAAUCAACAAAAAAUGUGGUCAUUUGAUCGAUUCUUCAAAGAGGUAACAAAUAUUUUGAGUAAAAAAGUAUUACAUGUAUUUUACAUGAAUCGCACAUCAUCGAUUGAGAUUUAUAUGAAUGACGAUGAGCCAUUUUUCAAUUUGAAAGAGCAUAUCAAAUUACAAACCGAUGUUCAACCCGAAAGUCAAAUACUCAUAAUGAAUAAUCAAGAUAUGGAAGAGAAAGUUGGCACAAAUUCAUUGGUUAAAGGUUUUCCACCGACAACGGAACUGACGCCAAUAUUUUUGUAUUCAGUUGAUAAUAAUAAUGUGACAAUCGGUUCGGAAUUGGAUUUGCCAAAAUUUCCAACGUUCCCAAAUGCCGUGUCCGUUGAAAACGAUGCAAGCCUAUCGAAAAUGGGCUGCAGUGUUGGGCAUGAAUGUAAACGACGAAUUGAAAUGUAUUCACGUAUGGAUCAACUUAUGAAAUACAGCGUUGAACAAUUUAUUGUGGUGUUGCGUGAUACCAUUUCUAAGCUGCUUGAAAAAACUCAACAUUUGGACGAACUGGCGGGCACUGUUUCCGAAUACGGUGACGCUGUUAAUUCACUAACAUUGAAUAAUGAAUGUAAUGAGGACAUGGCCGGAAUUAUGGAUAAAUUGCGAAGUCUUAAACAUAAUAUAUCUGGUGUUACUGAGCCAACGCAACAAAUUUACAAUAAAUUCGUGAUUGAAGAGUUACUGAAUUCCGAAUGGAAAACAGCGAUACGUGAUAAGAAAUGUCCAUGUAAAAUAAAUGCUGUUGCUCGUGCAAAACAUUUAAUCGAACGAUUGCGCGACUCUUGGCAACAUUUACUUCGCGAUCGAGCAACGCGAUCGUUAACAUACAAUGAUGAACAGUUCCAUGCGCUUGAAAAAAUCAAGAUCGCCGAAACGGGUAAACGAAUGAAAUUGUUGCUGGUCGAAGAUGUGAAACCGGUUGUGGCUCAAAUCGCUGAAUGUUUAGCUGAUUGGUAUAAACGGGCCCAAACUAUUUACCUCAAAACCCAAAUUUUGGCAAAAGAUGUGAUUACUUGUGAUGAUGCCUUAUAUUCAAUUCGUGAACAGAUCUAUGGAAAAAAAGAAGAAGUGAAACUCGUUAGCAUGUCCCAGAAAACUGAAGUGAUAACACCAUUAGAACCGCCAAUUUUAGAAAGAGAGAUUCACAAUACCAUACGGUCGAUGGCAUUGUGCCAAAUAGAAAUUAAUGAUAUCAUGAGUACUAAUGCUCAGCUUGUUGGGGGCUUUCAAAAUCAUUCUCUGGGUAAAGAUGAUUCGAAUUCGAUUGAUCACAGCCGACUAUAAAAUUAACGAACCGAUAAAGAAUAUACAUUUAACUGGAGUUAAUAACCGGUGUAUUCUAUUUAUUUUAUUUUUUUUAAUUGUUAUCAUUACAAAAUUGAUCCUUCCAUAUUUAAAUUGCAUAGUUUAAUGACAGUUAUCUGAAGUUUUGAAUUUAUUUGAUAAUAAAGAAAUCGAACUUAUUAUAUAAUGUGCAGAAACACAGA
This is a messenger RNA of Contarinia nasturtii (swede midge), 2718 nucleotides long. It is a transcript of the gene IKKepsilon, whose product is annotated as serine/threonine-protein kinase TBK1. The coding region runs from base 326 to 2515 and encodes 729 amino acids. Gene Ontology annotation, biological process: peptidyl-serine phosphorylation. Gene Ontology annotation, molecular function: ATP binding; protein serine/threonine kinase activity. NCBI's taxonomy places the organism in Eukaryota, Metazoa, Arthropoda, Insecta, Diptera, Cecidomyiidae. The transcript is spliced from 12 exons. The record is from RefSeq and is a predicted model, not a curated record. Gene Ontology annotation, cellular component: cytoplasm.